Molecule: messenger RNA, 1332 nt
Organism: Scheffersomyces coipomensis
Lineage: Eukaryota; Fungi; Ascomycota; Pichiomycetes; Serinales; Debaryomycetaceae
Exons: 1
Coding region: 182-1183 (333 amino acids)
Cellular component (GO): membrane
Source: RefSeq, a predicted model, not a curated record
AUUUAUCUAUUCAUAUCUUGAACCUUUAAUUGUAUGGACUUUCACCAUCAGUGAUAUGAUCUGAUAUUUAUAGAACCUUAACUCACACUCAUAUUCUACUGUUGUAUUACUUUUAAUCUUGCACAUAUAAAUAUUCAUUCAUUUCACUCAUUUUCAUUUUCAUUGACUCAUUACGCUUCUGAUGAAUUCCCUUUUCACAUUAUUAUCAUCUGGAGAACCACCCAUCGAACCAUGGAGAAGACAAAUCUCCGGUGUGAUGGGUUCAACCUCUCUUGCAUGUUGGAUUGUCUUAUUAAUGCCUCAAUUGAUUGAACAAUGGAGAUUGAAAUCAGCUGAGGGGAUUGCAAUUGGAUUCAUUAGUAUUUGGUUUUUAGGUGAUGUUUUUAAUCUUAUUGGAUCAAUUUGGGCUCAAUUAUUACCGGAAGUUAUCUUCUUAGCGGUUUGGUUUUGUAUUGCUGAUUUCUUAAUGAUCUUUUCAUAUAUGUAUUAUACUCAUAUUUUCCCUAAAAGUCAUAAUAAAGCCAAAAAGACAACUCAUCAUAAGAAGAGUGUUAGUAGUACUCAUUCUGAUCGUGAACGUCAUGCUACUAGUGCUAUAGUUGAUACUGAACAUACACCAUUAGUUCCUAAUCGUUCUCAUGAACAUCAUCAUCAUCAUAGAAGAAGAUCAUCCACCUUGACUGAUAUUGCUUUGGACCCCGAAUAUCAUUCAAUCUUUACUAAAUAUGUGUUACCUAUUUUAUUCGUUUGUGCAACGGGGAUUGUCGGAUUCUACUUAGGUAGUGUUAUUCCGGAUGAAAAUGAUGAUCCAACUACACCAGAACCAAUCCCAACACCAGAUAUUCAAAUUGGUCCUCAAGUUAUGGGAUAUCUUUCAGCAGUAUUAUAUUUAGGAGCUCGUAUACCUCAAAUUAUUCAAAAUCAUCAAAGAAAAUCAGUUCAUGGAUUAAGUUUACUCUUCUUUUUAUUCUCUACGCUAGGGAAUUUAACAUAUGCGGGACAAAUUUUAUUCUAUAGAAAUGAUUAUAAUUAUGUGAUUUUAAAUUUAAGUUGGUUAUUAGGAUCUUUAGGGACUAUUUUUGAAGAUUCGAUUAUAUUUUUACAAUUUUAUAUUUAUAAGGAUAAUAAUAAAGAUGAGGAGGAGGAGGAAGAGGAAGAAAUCCAAGCUGCAACAGCUGCUUGAAUGACGAUCAUCCCAAUCUAUCUACAUUCUUCUAAUUUUCACAAUCACUCUAAACAAUAUAUUAAAUAUAAUAAAUAAAAAAAAAAAAUAUACAAUCUCAGAAAGGUAAAUAAAAUAAAAAUAAUGAAUCCAAAUAAAAUAAAUAAUAA